This is a messenger RNA of Pezoporus occidentalis (night parrot), 6570 nucleotides long. RefSeq names its product La ribonucleoprotein 4 (gene LARP4). Bases 323 to 2500 code for a protein of 725 amino acids. Gene Ontology annotation, molecular function: mRNA 3'-UTR binding. The record is from RefSeq and is a predicted model, not a curated record. The transcript is spliced from 16 exons. NCBI's taxonomy places the organism in Eukaryota, Metazoa, Chordata, Aves, Psittaciformes, Psittacidae. Gene Ontology annotation, biological process: positive regulation of translation. Gene Ontology annotation, cellular component: cytoplasmic stress granule; cytosol.
UAAGAUGUAGGUAAACUCCUGGGGAAAUGGGGUAGUACUCAGGUAAGUUGAUGAGGAAUCCUGGCAUAGCGCAGGCGAUGCUUGGUUAGUAUAGAUGUCACUAAGCCAUUAGUUUCUUCUCCUUGACAUAUGUUUUUUUACCAUCCUUUCUAGGAAGGGGUCUGGAGGAGGGAAAAUUUCCCUCUCUGGUGAAAGGGACCUGGAGCAUUAUGACAGUCAAGUCUUUAAAAGCUUGUGAGUUCCCAGAGUCCUUGACGGCUAGCUGCUGCCUCUGCUGCUCUUGUCGGAUGUCAAUAAAGAGAGGUUGAAGGCAACACUUCUCAUGGAGCAGGUAACAUCCAAGGGCGCUGGCUUAAACCCUAACGCCAAAGUGUGGCAAGAAGUGCCCCAGGGGAGCGGGGAGGCUGUGCCACCGACGAAUGGCGCAGAGCACUCGUGGCAAGAAACAGCGGCUGCGCAGGGGACUCCUGCUGAGGGUAACAUAGAGAUUGCAGAGGAUAGCUGCAAGCAAUAUGAAGUGAUGUAUUCCCCGUCUUGUGAGGCCACAAGAAAUGGGACAGGAGUCGAUGAAGCAUCUGCAAAUGGAAUUGUCCUGGCGACGGAGGAUCUUGGAUACCAAAUCUAUGAAGUGUCUGGUGAAGGCAGCUCCACUGUGUCCACAGAAGACAUUAGAGAAUGCUUGAAAAAGCAACUUGAAUUCUGCUUCUCACGGGAGAAUCUUUCAAAGGAUCUCUACCUGAUGUCUCAAAUGGAUAGUGACCAGUUCGUUCCGAUAUGGACAAUUGCCAACAUGGAAGGAAUAAAGAAGCUGACAACUGAUAUGGACCUCAUCCUUGAAGUUUUGAGAUCUUCUCCUAUGGUACAAGUGGAUGAGAGAGGGGAGAAAGUAAGACCAAACCACAAGCGAUGUAUUAUCAUUCUUCGGGAGAUCCCUGAAACAACACCUAUAGAGGAGGUUAAAGCUCUGUUUAAAAAUGAGAACUGCCCCAAAGUGAUCAGCUGUGAGUUUGCUCACAACAACAACUGGUACGUUACAUUCCAGUCGGAUACGGAUGCCCAACAGGCAUUUAAAUACCUAAGGGAAGAAGUGAAAACCUUUCAGGGCAAGCCAGUAAUGGCAAGGAUAAAAGCCAUCAACACGUUUUUUGCUAAGAAUGGUUACCGGGUAGUGGAUUCCAGUGUCUACACUCAGCCAGUUCAAACACAAGCACAGUUUGCCUCACCGCUGUUUAUGCAGCCUGUAUAUAGUCCUCAGCAGUACUCAAUUUACAGCAUCGUGCCUCAGACUUGGUCUCCAAAUCCUGCACCUUACUUUGAAACACCACUGGCCCCCUUUCCUAACGGUGGAUUUGUGAAUGGCUUUAAUACACCAGGAUCAUAUAAAACAAAUGCUGCUUCGUUGAGUAUAGGUCGCCCAUUCCAUAGAAAUCGCGUGAAGCCCCACUUCCGAUCAUCCAGCAGCUCGGAACACGCUGCGGAGGGUCCAGCUGCCCUCGGUACCAUGCCCAUGGGGGACGGACCACUGAACAGAGCCAGCUCAAGGAGUUUUGUUAUGGAGCGACAUAACAGCACGGUAACUGGCCACCAAGACCAAGGUUAUUCCCAGAAGGAUUCUCCUGCUGCACAGAUGGAGCAGAAUGGCGAUUAUGGCAUUGGCAGGGGCAGGAGGAACGUUUUCAGAGGUCGGAGGAGACGAGAAGACGACCGGGUUUCAAGACCUCAGCCUUCAGCAGAAACAAAGACUCAGACACCAAAGUUUGAUUUGCUAGCAUCAAAUUUCCCACCUUUGCCUGGCAGCACGGCAAAAAUACCAGGAGAGCCUGUGCUGGAGAGCAGGAUGUCCGACAUCGUUAAAGGAGUCUGCAAAGAAAAGGAAAGCAAAGAUUUGCUGCCCAGCUCUCCAGCCCCUGCUCAGGAAGAAGAGACGCACAGCCCUGUCCAACAGCCUGUGGCAAGUGUGAGUUCACCAAGUCAGACUGAAGCUGUGGUCUUAAGCACAGUUCAGCCAGAGAGCAAGCCAGAAGAAGCGUCUGCUCAGAAAGAAGUCACAAGCCACGUUUCCCCACCCGUGUCUGUGUCUCCUACCAGUGCUGCAAAGCCACCAAGGACAAAUACCACUUCACCUUCUGCUAAUGCAAGUGCAGCUCCUGCUUUGUUGAUGCAGGAGCCCCGCAAGCUAAGUUACGCUGAAGUUUGCCAGAAGCCCCCAAAGGAGCCUCCUCCGGUCCCUGUUCAGCCUCUCCGGGAGCAUCGCACCAACAUCGUUCCCCCUGCCAAACCCGAAGACAACGGUACGCCCGAGAAGGCUUCGGAGCGGGCUCCCGACAAGGCUGAAGGCCGGCUGAAGGAUUAUUCUGGCUUCCGAGGCAACGGGCCUGCCAGGGGAGCUGCUGGGAAAAUCAGGGAACAGAGGCGCCAGUUUGGACGCAGAUCAUCGCCUCAGGGAGCACCUCGGCGUGUCGGCAAGGAGCAGUACGUGCCACCCCGCUCACCAAAGUAACACCUGGCCAGCCAGUUGUUCCUCUGCUUCGUUUGAGCUGUGGACAGAUAAGCAGCAAAAGGAGACUGUGAGAAAGGAGUAUUCACGAAGGGGAAUACUGAACUGGAGCGCGGCUUGUGCGGAGAAGUUGGGGAGGGUCCCGAAAUUCAUCUCUCAAAGUGAUUUCACAGAUGCUGGAGGAUUCCAAUCGAUAUAAAUAUAGAGAUUAUAAUUUUUGUAUUUUUUUUUUUGUUUUGUUUUUAAUUUGCAGAGGGUUUCCUGCUUGAAAUCAGGUUUGGGCUUGUGAACGUAGCGUUUUGACAAAGCGAAAGGAUAUGAAUUGAGAAGUUCCCCUGUCCCUCAGUGGAGGAGGAAAAGGAUAAGAGAAUAUUAUUUUUGAGAAAUCUCUAGCAUUUCUGUACAAUUAGAACUUUUUUUUUUUUUAACCUAUUUAACAUUUGGCUUUGGGGCUGAUGCAUCUGCCCUUGAUGGCCUUGCAUUGCAGAGCACGUCUGCCGCCGAGGUGCUUGGUCGGUGUGAGUGGAGUGACUGCAGCCAGGUACCGUUGUCAUGGCUUAGUCACCGAUGAUACAAACUGAAUGUACUACUGUAGUAAACCUGGUGUUUCCAGCUUGAAGUAGAGUCUCUUGACCUUACUAAUGAUUCAUUCAGCAAGCUUUUUUUAAACUAUCAUUUUCAGGAUGCUGGACUGUAGAUGGGAGCACGUGGACAACAAAACUUGUCUUCAGAAGGAGCCUAAAGGGAGCCCGAUGGAAUUUUUCAUUGGCCCUUUUUCUUCGCCUCCUUUUGAAGGCAGUUUCUUAGGUUUGGGGUUGGUUUUACUUUUUUCCCUUGCUUGUUACUUUCUCUAAUCUCUUUAUUACAGACUUUUUGUGCAUUUCUCUUGCUAUGUUUUCCUGAGGCAGGCCCAGUGUAGGAUUGAUGGGCGGCUACACAGUACUUCAUGAGCGAAGAGCCUGGGAUUCCAGUGGUGGAUGUGGAAUUCUGCCUUGCAGGUGGGAACUGUGGGCACAGAGCUCUGCCUGUCCCACAAGGGUUAGACUGCUGUCUCUUUGGCUAGCAAAUCAGAGACGUGGCUGGGUUUUCUAUACACUGACAGGCAUGCAUGUUGGUGUAUGUACUGACAGCCUCCCCAUGAAAGGAGGUUUGAACUAGAAGAUCUUUAAGGUCCCUUCCAAACCGUUCUAUGAGUUGUGUUCUGGAGUAGGGUAUUGGAUGCUGUAUGCUAGAAAUCAGGGUUUAUAUGUACUGGGAACUCACUGUUUACAGCUGAUGUAGUAGCAACUGACUUUUUAACUGUUUAAAGUGGAACUAAAGGUGAAGAGUUAAACCCCUCAUGCUCGGAGAAGCUGCUUGGAAGGUAGUGUCUUGCCUAGCUGUGUGCUGACUAAAUUUGCAACACUAUUGUGUAGUAAGUGGUUAAGUUUCAAGGUGAUUACCAUAAAGACUGAAAUAGGAAAAUUCAGUGCAUUAAUCGGCCAAAAUCAGCAUGCCAGGGUUCAAAGUUCUGUAUAAAGCGUUAGGGAAAAGUAGCUUCCAGCAGUAAGAAUCACACCUUUUUGGGUUUUCUCUAUUUUUCCUUUUUUUUUUUUUUCUUUUAGUGAAUAGCAAGUGUACAAAUUUAAAGUCGUAAGUUGUGAACACUGGAAAACUCAAUUGUGAUAUAUACCGUAAACAUCUUAGUAAUAUAUUAGUGUUGCCAUUAGAAUGAAUGUAAGUGGCAGUUCAGAUAACUGUGAAGACUUUUCAUCUUCUGGUUUCUUAGCCAGAUAAUCCUUGGCGACUUCUUACUCAGUAGGCAUUCUCUAUCAACUGCUUUGAGAACACUCAUAUCUAUUUUUAUAAAUAUAUAUAUAAAGCCAGAGUUGUCAUUUCUCUAACUUAUUAUUCAGCUUGGCAAUUGCUUUGAUUUGAUUCAUAACACGAUAUAAUGUAUUUAUGCAAUUAACUGUUCAUUUCUACGCAUGUUAUAUAUAUACACACACAUAUAUAUAUAUAUAUAUAUGAACCCCAAAAUCAUUAUUCACUUUGAAACUACCUGUACUGGGCUUGGGACGGGUUUUUUUGAUUUAGUAAAAGAAAUCCUUGAUCACGUCUCCAGUUUAGGGAUGCUUACGAGCCCUUUGCCAUUUAUCUCGAUAAUGCUACAUCUGUUGGAACGACAGAGGAGUCGGAAUGCUUACAAGCGUUCCGAGUUCUGAAGUGUAAGGAAUUCAGCGUUAAUUUUGCAUCAUUUUAAAGGCCAUAAGGAAUUACUGCAGUCCAGCUGGAGAAACAAAGCUGUAUGAUAGUCGCAGAUAUUUAGGAUAGAUGUGCACUGUCGUGGCAAAGUGGAGGAAGCGUUGGGAUGCGAGCGGCUGCUGUGAGCUGUUUGCUGCUCCGAGGAGCUCCUCUUUGGGAAGAGACUUGUGGAGAUCUUCCUCUCCAGGCUCUGGGGUGAGGGCAUGGAGCUAAUCCUGAUCCAUGCAGGCAUCCGCUUCCAGGGCAGUGCAGAGAGUAACUGCGUAGUGCUGAAGGUAUCCAAGUUGUUAAGGAUUGUGAAAUGUAACUUCUUCAUUUAUUAGAUAUGGGGAAGGGGGGGGGGGAACCCCAAACUGCAGUUCAGUCUUGGUUUUGUGAGGCGAUUGGGAAAGCUUGACCAUGGAAAGGAUGCUUUGUAUGUCCUGGGUGUGCGUUUUCCAGCAGCAGAUUAUGGCUCUUAUACAGUGUAGGCAAGUAAGUCUGUAAACCCGUUGGCUGUUUCCAGCAUAGCCAAACUUGGAUGAGGACAGUCACCAUUAUUUAUUUAAUACCUGCGUGCAAGGAUUUAACUUCAGCGUUUCCCUUCCUCCCCCAGUGCCAUUGGUAACUGUGGUUUUGUUUUCUUUCCUUUCUAUUCUUUUACGUGUGUGUGCGUGUGGGGAAUAAGUAAAUAUAAAGGCUGUGAAAACCAUAGUUUUGUGUGCAAGUUCUCCUGCAGUACUUGUAUUGCAUGGCAAACGUAUAACCUAGAUGGCUAGCUGCUACAUUCUCCUCCCCACUGGGGACACGGGCAAGGCCUUGUGUCUCUCUGCCUGUGUCUGCGUGUUGUGACAGACUGGGGGAUGCGGGGACGGAGCCAGACUGACUGCCAGCACAGCUCCUCGUGCCCUUGGAGCUGGAUCAGUUCCUCAGCAGAGGUGAAACUGUCCCUUGGUCAACAGCCACGUUCGUUGACGUGACAAGUGACGGUUCUCCGUGGUGCCUUCUUGGGUGUAAAAGUACCAGAAGGUGCAAAUCCCACCUCACUUUUGAGGUUUAGGAGCUGUGGCUUGCUUUCAGCGUUGUUGGCUUUUGUUAGCUGCAGAAGUACACUUCCCCAAGUUACCUUCUUUUCCAGAUCGUUGUGCACGGAAGGGAUUGGGCCGCUCUCUUGUCCUUCUGCUGAGGAGUGAAAAAGAGAAGUUUUAACUGUUUGCAUGUGAUAGGAAAAUUACAAGUGCAAAAAAACAAAAGUUUGGGGUUUAUUUCCUUUUGGUUUCUAAAAUUAAGUUAGGUUUCUAGCAUCUUACAUUCCUGCUAUCUUUGUUUUGUCUUUUAAAAACCAUAAAGAAAGAGUUAGCCUGGCACAGUAGGAUGGUGCAGUUUUAGCAGUAGGUUAAAAAAAAAAAGAAUUAAAAAAAGGCAAAAAAAAUUAAAAAAAAAAAAGUAACCCACUCUAUUAACCAGAAGAGAAAGAUGAUACUGUGGCAAAUCAGUAGCAAAUAAGUGACUUAAUCGAUGCUUUACUGUAGUUAAAUAGCUAUGGCCUUACUACUUUGUCGAUAUCAGCUUAAUUGUCUUGAAACUGUCUGCUCUUUUUACUGUUAACCCGAGUGAACGUUCACCUGGGGUAGAAUACCUGCUAUGUACAGAUGAGGAUAUUUUAAACCUGUAAAAUGCGCCAUUGUAUUACAGACGAUGCAACAGAAAUGCACUUCGGGGGGAAACCUUGCUUUUUUUUUUGUAAAUCCUUGAUGACUACAGAUAUGCAAUAGAAGUUUGUUUCUUUGUUUGUUUCUAAUUUUGAUAUUUCCUUCUUGAAACAUUAAGAUCGUUGCCAUUAAUCCGAA